Molecule: messenger RNA, 2097 nt
Organism: Aspergillus tanneri
Lineage: Eukaryota; Fungi; Ascomycota; Eurotiomycetes; Eurotiales; Aspergillaceae
Product: putative proteinase
Exons: 8
Coding region: 1-2097 (698 amino acids)
Molecular function (GO): carbon-sulfur lyase activity
Source: RefSeq, a predicted model, not a curated record
AUGCUUCCGUUUCGUAUCCAUGAUUAUCGAACAGCCAGCGACCUUGUUGAUGAACAGUUCAGCUGGAGCCAGAUUACUCCUUCUCCAUCACUGCACUAUCAUGCCUGCUUCGAUGGUUUUCAAUGCGCUCGUCUUGAAGUCCCGAUGGACUACAACCGGCCCGACGGAGAAGGUCGUCGCGUUGCCAUUGCUAUUGCCCGUCUACCGGCCAAGGUCCCGGUGACGGACCCUCGAUAUGGAGGUGCAAUCCUAAUUAAUCCUGGAGGCCCUGGUGGCUCCGGAGUCGCACAGGCCCUUCACACUGGUGAGACUCUUCAAACCGUUGUUGAUGCGGCGGAUGAUCCAGUGGCGGAGCUUGUGGCGCAAGAGACCCCUGGUCUAUAUUUCGACAUCAUCGGAUUUGAUCCUCGCGGGGUGAAUAAUACUACCCCAGGCCUAAGCUGCUUCCCAGACAUAUUUUCACAGCAAAAAUGGGAGCUACAAGCUGAGGCGGAUGGCAUGCUUAGCAGCUCCAGGGAUUCGUUAAUGAGAAACUGGCAGCGCACCAAAGCACUGAACAAGGGAUGUUCGUCUAGGCUGUCUACAGCUCCUGAAGAAGGACAGGAGGCCUUGGGAGAGAAUCUAAAUACGCCACCAGUUGCUAGUGAUAUGCUUGAAAUUGUCGAGCGGCAUGCCGAGUGGCGUGAGAGGCAGGGUCAAGCCGAACAGCGUCGAUACGACCGCGCACGUGGUUACGACCCCGAACAAUCGAUUCGAGUGCGGACGAAAUGGAAACGGGAUCAGGAAAAGCUCCUUUACUGGGGUCGUUCCUACGGUACGAUCUUGGGAUCGACAUUUGCGACAAUGUAUCCCGACCGAGUCGCACGAGCUGUGCUUGACGGCGUGGUUGAUAUGGACAAGUAUUAUAUGGAUAAGGGCCAGAACCCGGUCAUUGAUGCAGACAAAAUAUUUGAUCGAUUUCUUUCCCACUGCAUUAGUGCUGAGGCUGGAAAGUGUCCUUUAUAUGGCGUAGGUGGGGUGGCAGAUAUUAAAUCCGCGUAUCUCAGUUUGGAGAGUGCACUUUACAACGCCUCUUUGUCCGUUCCAGCGUCGGAGACACGGGGCCCUGAAGUGAUUACUUGGACAGAUCUCCGAUUGAUUCUUCGGAUUGCAAUGUAUCUACCACUGGUUGGAUUUCCCCUUUUGGCGCAAUACACGAAAGAAUUGUUGGAAGGGAAUGGAUCUUCUAUGGCGGAUUUCAAACAAAGACUCCAUUUACCAUCUUGCCCAUCAUCCCAAUGUGUUCAAGAUGGACCAUGGUCCCCAUCCUGUCAGAUGCCGGGCGCGAACGAGGUAUAUGCAAGCAUGGCCAUUCUCUGUACAGAUGCAGAGUAUCUCCAAGAUAUAGACGAAGAAAGAUUUCAGGAUAUCUGGCGGACUCUUCGAGAGGACAGUUACAUGCUAGGUGACUACUGGGCACAGGUUCGACUGGGCUGUGUGGGAUGGAAUGUGAAGGCCAAAUGGCAGGUGCCAGUGUCCUAUGGAGCGAACACCUCUUAUCCACUUCUUUUCGUGAACAAUAUGCUUGACCCCGUGACCCCACUGCGAAGAAAAAAUUCCCGGGCUCAGCGCUACUACGACAGGAUUCAGAGGGAAUUGGCUGGGAGAUGUCCACUGUUGGACGGCAGGUUGAGUGUGGACAGACAUAGGAACAUCACCUACCGGAUUGAUCUCCCCGCGGACCAGCCCACACCCCAGGUAGUGAUAUGUCACUGCAAAAGCUGCAAACGAUACACCGGCUCAGGCUUCUCAUCCAACAUCGUCGUCCCGCUAGCCGAUCUGCACUGGCUGACAGGCAGCCCGAAGCUGUAUAUGAGUCCGACCGAGAAGAAUGGACUCGUCCGUCGACAGUUCUGCGGUGACUGCGGAUCACCAUUGACGUCUGAGCCGCGUGACGCAGAAGGACGGUUCAUUGUGGUGAAGUCGGGGACGUUGGACGAUGAGUCGCGCGACCAGUGCGGGGAAGUCAAGGCGGAGAUCUGGUAUCAUCGGAAGGAUAAUUGGGUGGGGGAUUUAUCAAAGGAGGGAAUUCCGAGGAUUAGGGGGUCGAUGACAUAG